UCGGCAUGCCAUCGAAUAGGCUUUGGCCCGGGGUCGAGUCCCAGGACCGGGUCCGGUGCCUGAAUAGUGGCUGAUGAUACCUCUAUAGUUUUGUCUAUGCCGCUUUCCUCCAACAGGGGGCUUGCAAGUUGGUGUAUAUAAGCUCUGCAAGCGCUCUGUUGGCCAUGGCAUAUCCUCACCCGUUCAUCAAUCUUCAGUACGAAGAGCAAGAGCCUUGCGCUGCCACUCCUUACAUUGCCUAUCUUCACACUCCUUUCCCCACCUUACUGCAGCUGGCUUGCCUUAAUCCUUUAUCUAUACAUUCCUUGUAUCUUCAAAAUGCGCAUUACCUCUGCCUUGCUCCCAGUGGUGGGCCUAGCAGCUGAGCUCGCUAGUGCUGCCUACGUACUCCAGGACGACUAUACUCCUGAUGUGUUUUUUGACAAGUUUGAUUUCUUUACCGAGAGUGACCCGACCAAUGGUCAUGUCCAAUAUGUGGAUCGAGGCACUGCGGAGAGCGGACAGUUGAUCUCUACCGGCUCAUCGAUUCAUAUGGGUGUAGACACCGCCAAUAACGCCCCCGAUGGACGCCAGAGUGUGCGUCUAUCAAGCACCCAGACCUACCACCAUGGUCUCUUCAUCCUCGAUCUCGGCCACAUGCCCACUGGCUGCGGUACCUGGCCCGCUUUCUGGCUCCUUGGCCCCGACUGGCCCAAUGGAGGCGAAGUCGACAUCAUCGAGGGCGUCAACGACGCCACGAAUAAUCAAAUGGCCUUGCACACCAGUGAUGGCUGCAGCAUCGACGAAUCUGGCUUCUCAGGAAGCGUCCUCACCUCCAACUGCUUCGUCAACGCGGAGGGCCAGGAUACCAACGCCGGCUGCGGCAUCCAGUCCGAGAGCACCGAAUCCUACGGGGCAGGCUUCAACUCAGCCAGCGGCGGUGUCUACGCAACCGAAUGGACCGGAGACGCAAUCUCAGUCUGGUUCUUCCCUCGCUCUUCCGUCCCCGAAGACAUUGGGUCUGGAAACCCAGACCCGUCUUCCUGGGGAACACCUUCGGGAAGAUUCGCAGGCAGCUGCGACAUCGAGUCCCACUUCGGAGAUAUGCAGAUUAUCUUUGACAUUACCUUCUGCGGUGACUGGGCCGGCGCCGUCUGGGGGACCGGUACUUGCUCUGCUAACAAUGGCGGAAGCUGCGAGGACUUUGUCUCGAAUAACCCAACCGCGUUUGAGGAGGCGUACUGGGAUAUCAACUCCCUGAAGGUCUACCAGGAUGGAGCUGCGGCGAAGCGCGAUAUUGAGCAGGUUGAGCGCCCCAAGGCUCGCGGGUUCCCGCGUAAGUCAUUGAGGGCUCGGGCUGGAACCCUCUGAAAGCCUCAAAUCCUGUGAUUUUCAAUUUUUCUUCCUACAGGGUAUGUAUGGAUCGCAUGCAUACUGAGUAGGAAUUAUAUAUACCCCGUUGGUUUGAAGUUGAGGGUGG
Molecule: messenger RNA, 1459 nt
Organism: Aspergillus versicolor CBS 583.65
Lineage: Eukaryota; Fungi; Ascomycota; Eurotiomycetes; Eurotiales; Aspergillaceae
Product: glycoside hydrolase family 16 protein
Exons: 2
Coding region: 319-1350 (343 amino acids)
Biological process (GO): glucan catabolic process
Molecular function (GO): hydrolase activity, hydrolyzing O-glycosyl compounds
Source: RefSeq, a predicted model, not a curated record